AUGGGGAUAGUCACUUUUCUUCGACCACAAGGGACAAGUAGUAGAGUGUGGGCAUUUGGAAAUAACGCUACAUGCAGAUUUGCGGCAUUUGUGAUUCAAGCAAGCACUGCAGGAAUCUGGUAUCAAGGGAUGUUGUCAAUCUACUUUCUUUUGACUACUCGAUACGGUAUGAAGAAUGCUAUAAUCACAAAGCGCAUUGAACCAUUGAUGCAUCUUUUGGCGCUUGGAUAUCCCAUUGCAAGUGCAACUACAGGCCUAGCGAAGGGCAUUACUGGUGAGAUCGCUGGAGGAGCCUCGUGUCACGUGAGCCUUUACGAUAAUUCCGAUGUAUCCAAGUCUUGGGAGCUCCAAGAGAAAAGCGUCGAACGCGCUGCAUUUAUGUUUAUUUUUGCUGGUAUACCCAUGAUUGGAGUAGCCCUGUGUUUGGUCUGUACGCAGUUGAGCAUCUACUUCUUCGUCCGGCACCAUACUCGGAAGCACCGCUCUAAUGAAAGCGGAUCUUCAGCAUCAAACGAUGUGAACGUACCAUCAACCAAGUCCGCAACGAGCAAUGGCGACGCAUCAUUUGGUUCGAGUGGGCGAAGCAUACCUCCUAUGGAUUUAUCUCAAGGAUCUUCGAGUAUCCCGACUAACGACGCACAAGCGUUGGGUCUUCAAAGCAGCAGCAAGAGGAACGAGAAACAGACACAACGACUGCAGUUGGUUUGCUCGCAAGCACUCCUUUUUGUGAUGUCAUUCGUGAUGUGCAACGGCUGGAAUGUGAUUAUCAUACAAAUGCAGUCAAGCGCUCGGACCCGGGCAGAAGAAAUGGAAAUGGUGGCAAAGUAUUAUCUUGUUUUCGUUAUCCAAGCAAUACUGCUCCCCCGACCUAAGUACUUAAUGCUGAGACUGGAAUUCCCAGAUGAAAGGAGACUAUGGACCGCUAGACGAAUGUUUCUCGGCGACAAGCUUCUUCCGACUGCUGGCAGUGUUAGAAGACUUGGAACUCAUGUUGACAUCGCCGCCAACCGACAGAAUGAAUCAGAUGGAGAUGCUCCGGUUGGGGACAAACUAGCUUCCAAAUCCUUUCAACACCGCAUGGUAUCGUCUUUGACUGCAUGUGACGGCGACUUUGAUGAUGGCGUUGAUGGACUAGGAGAAGACGAGCGAUGGCACAACGUCAGUACGAAUGCUAACCAGGGCACACAAGCCAACAUUACCCCUCGUGCGAAUCACCGCUCGACUUCGCUGGAAGCCAUCAGUGAACUCUCAGAAUCUUAUUUUGAAUUGACUCCGUAUCAGGCUAAUGGAUCUUACCUAUCAGCGGCUUCUAUUCCAUCGUCAACUCCAAAAGAGCCGUCAGAAAGUCGUUGGAGAGGAACAGGAUCAACACCUUUGCGAUCUCCUUUUUGUGGAAGCAGUGGAAGUAUUAAGUCCGAUGCAUCUGAUCUUCCCAUUCAGGUCCCAACCCGUAGAAAGUCGGGUUCUUCUUCUUCACGGAGCAGUGGCAGUCGCAAGCCUGAUUCAGACGACGUUUUCAUUCGGGUGCCAAGGCGUAGAGAAUCUGGAUCUUCUUCUUCUCGGAGCAAUGGAAGUCGCAAUUCGGACAAGUCAGACCUCCCCAUUCGGGCACCGAGACGGCGAGAGUCGGGAUCUUCUUCUUCUCGGAGCAAUGGAAGUCGCAAGUCGGAUAAGUCAGACCUCCCCAUUCAGGCACCGAAACGGCGAGAGUCAGGAUCUUCUUCUUCACGGAGAAGUGGAACUCGCAAGUCGGGCACACCCGACCUCCCGAUUCAGGUACCAAGCAGGCGAGAGUCCCCUAUUUCUGCUCCAAGACAGCGAGAUUUUGUACCAAGACAAAGAGAGUCGCCAAUCUCUGUUCCAAAACCCACAUGGCAAGCUCCAAUUGAUUCUCCUACACGGAGUUGCAAUAGCGCUUCGGACUAUUCACCAGUCCAAGAACGAACUGUAUCAGGAGGAAAGCAAGCAUUCGAUUUGCCGCUGGCUCUACCAAGCCGGUUUGUGAGUCUAUCCCCUUCUGAAAUCGAAGAUGAUAGGGGAAUCAUAUUUCUCAGGGAAAAGGGUAUUGAAUAG
Molecule: messenger RNA, 2073 nt
Organism: Cylindrotheca closterium
Lineage: Eukaryota; Bacillariophyta; Bacillariophyceae; Bacillariales; Bacillariaceae
Source: the annotation of a GenBank genome assembly